Aureobasidium namibiae CBS 147.97 is the source of this 645-nucleotide messenger RNA. RefSeq lists its product as uncharacterized. The record is from RefSeq and is a predicted model, not a curated record. The transcript is spliced from 3 exons. The coding region runs from base 1 to 645 and encodes 214 amino acids. NCBI's taxonomy places the organism in Eukaryota, Fungi, Ascomycota, Dothideomycetes, Dothideales, Saccotheciaceae.
AUGCGUUCUUCUAUUGCUGUUCUGGCUGCUUCUGCCAUGGGCGCUCUUGCAAAGGAAAGCUCGACCGUCAAUCUCUUCCUGGGCGGACCUACUAGAGCUGGACAGGCAUAUGUUGGCUCAGUCGUCACCGCCGGCCCUUCUGAUACCGUCUACGCAAUCGUGUGCACAGCUGCAGCCUGUGGAUCACUCUCCGCUUCUCAAACAAUCACCAUUGGCCCGUCACACCUCGACUUCAACUAUGUCACCGAGACUAUGGGUGUGGAGCUCACUGCAUCCGAGACUUGCGAUAUCAGUGGAACGUCCUUGGCUGUCUGCACGGUUACUGCCAGCGUUGACAUCGAGGUGCCCGGCGUUACGACUAGGAACACAAACAUUAUCACCACCACGAGCUUCUCUGGCAGCGACCUGGCUGGUGUGCCUGUGGUUCUGACUGCUGGUAUCGAGAAGCUAUCUGCUGCCACACCCGCUUCUGCUUCUGGUUCUUCCACGGCUUCUGGUUCGGCAGCCAAUUCAGAAAAUGCUGCUUCCACAUCAAGCACAUCCGGUGCAUCUUCAACCAUGGCGAGCGGCAGAGGCGGUGAUAUCUUAGCAUUGGUCAUGUUCUCGGCCGUGUCCGUGUCGGUCGGUGCUCUUAUGAUCUUGUAG